UGUGCAGUCAAAUUUUCCAACAAUAAAAUGUCACAAACGAAAAACAUAUACUUCAACUAUUUCAGAAUUCCAAGCGACCAAUUGAGGUAUAAACAAUGGAUGGAAAAAUGUCAUACUGUACAUUUACUAAAAAAAGAUCUUGCUAUUUUAUACAAAAAUUACAGAGUGUGUGGUGUUCAUUUUGAAAACAAUAUGUUUUUAAAUCCAAGUAGUAGGAACCGUCUUACAAUGAAUGAUGUGCCAACAAUAUUUAGUGCUACACGGCUGAGAGAUGCAUAUGGAUAGUUCAUCUACCAAAAUUCUUCUCAACAAAUUAUCUAUUGAUAAUUACCCACCCAGAGCCCAGAGCUCUAGGGU
Molecule: messenger RNA, 357 nt
Organism: Sipha flava (yellow sugarcane aphid)
Lineage: Eukaryota; Metazoa; Arthropoda; Insecta; Hemiptera; Aphididae
Product: 52 kDa repressor of the inhibitor of the protein kinase-like
Exons: 3
Coding region: 28-285 (85 amino acids)
Source: RefSeq, a predicted model, not a curated record